AUGGCGCCUUCGUCGAUCUCGUGGCGCGCCGCCGUCGCGGCGCUCGUCGUCGCGAUCGCGGCGAUCGCGCCGUCGCCCGCGGCGGCGAUACACGCGGAUCAAGUCGGGAGCUACGACUGGCACCGAUCGUUCUUGGGCGACGCGACGCACGCCGCGUUCGCGGGAUCCGCGGACCGAAGACGCGCGUUCAUCGCGACGGACCAGGGCGCGAUCGCCGCGGUGUCCAUGAAGACCGGCGACAUCGCGUGGCGCCAAGUCCUCGAGCGCGGCGACGUCGUCGACAAGCUCGUCGUCGCCUCCAAGAUGCUCCUCGCGCUCUCGGGCGGCGGCAAACACCUGCGCGCGUACUCGAUGAAGGACGGCGAACUCCUGUGGGAACGCGUCGCGUUCACCGCCGCGGCGCCGAGCGCGGACGCCGCGAAGGAGGCUGCGCUCGACGCCGGGAUCGACCUGCUGCCGCUCAACGAGGACGUCGACGGCGACGGCGCCGACGACGUGCUCGUGCUCGCGCGAGGUAGAGCGCAGCUUCGGUCGACGGCGGACGGCGGCGUCGCGUGGGAAAGCGACGCGGCGGGUGAAUUCGGCGGCGGCGAGAUCGCUCGCAUGCAGCGCGUCGUCGUCGCGACCGCCGCCGCCAACGUGAAGGUCGCGAUCGCGAUCGGCGUCACGGAGGACGACCACCGCGCGUGCGCGGUGGAGAUGAACCUGAAGACGGGCGCGACGCUUCGAAAGCAGUGCGGCGGCGCGGGCGGGCUCGCGCCUCCGGGGGGCCCGGGCGCGGGCGCCGCCGGCGCCUCCCUCGCGGUCAAGUCCGGGGGCGACAACGGCGAUAAGGUCUACGCGCUGACGACCGCGAUCGACGGCGCGAAGCUCGCGGUGAUCGACGUCGCGAAGCUGCUGCAGGGGAAGCGCGGCGCGACGACGCUGAGCGACGCGCCGGCGGAGGUGGGCGGCGGUUUCCGCGGCGGGGUCGCCGCGAUUCGCGGCGGCGACGGCGAGGCUGACGCGGCGGCGCUCGCCGCCGGCGCGGCGACGCUCCUCGGCGACGCCGGCUGCGCACUCGCUCGGCUCACGGACGCCGGCGCCGUCGAGAUCGUGCGCGCGUGGGGGCUGACGACGGGCGCCGCCGGCGGAGGUAACGCCUGCGCUGCGGCGGUUUCGCCGGCGGCGACGGCGCUCGCGGGCGUCGUCGUCGGCGCCGUCGUCGUCGACGCGAAGACGAACGCGGCGUCCACUUCGAUCAUCUCGCUCGAGACGGGCGCGGUCGUCAAGACGACACAGCCGGUGCGCGGGUACGCGCCCGCGGACCACGGGGUCGUGAAGCGCGCGUGGCUGUCCUCCACGGGCGCGGUGUUUUCUACGCUGGUCGUCACGGAGGACGCGACGCUGUCCGCGCACGGCGGCGCGGAGGAAAUCAGAGGCGAGCGGCUCUGGUCUAGGGACGAGUCUCUCGCGCUCGCGGGCGAGGUUUUCUUCGCGAAGCUCCCGCCGCCCAAGUCCGCGGCGGCGGCGGCCGCGGACGACCUGCGCGUGAAACCGUCGUUCGCGGAGCGUUACAAGACGCAGGUUUUGGCGCUCAAGGCGCGGUUUAACCAAGCCAAGCAGGAGGACAUCGAGACGCUGACGGCGUUGCGACGCGGCAGAGGCGCGAAGCUCCUGCCGACGCGCGACCUGAAAGGCCUGCGCCAGCAGAUCAUCGCGCUCGCGCCCUCGGGCGCGAUCACGUCGCUGCACAACGGCGACGGCCGCGUGUUAUGGCGGCGGUUCCUCGGCGGCGGUACAGCUGGCGGCGGCGAAUACUCGUACGCGUCGAUCGAGAAGUGGCGUCCCACGGGCGACCACGCGCACGACAGCGAGCACGCGCUCGUGCUCGGCGUCGACGAGCGUAACGACCGCACGCGCGCGGUCGUCGUGGACCUGUACACCGGCGCGAUCGAGAGCGACGUGGUUUUGCCGUUCGCGACCGCGCAUUAUCUCCCGUUGCCGUCGGCGGCGGCUGCGGCGGAUUCCAAGACGCACGAGGCGUCGGCGGCGCUGCUCGUGGACGCGGCGGGUGCGUCCGCGACGGUGUUCCCGGACACCGAGGAAGCGCGCGUCGCCGCGCACGUCGACCGCGGCGUCGUGUCGUUCUUCACCGUGGAUCAGAGCGCGAACGAGAUUCGCGGCUACGCGCUCUUGCCGUCGUCGGCUUCCGCCGCGGAAACGAAACCGUCGUCGGCGGAGGCGUCGGCGUUUCCGUCGUCCUAUCCCGUCGCGCAGACGUGGUCGUCGCUGUUCCCCCCCGAGAGCGGCUCCAUCGUCGGGUACGCGUCGAAACCCUCCGACGAGGUCGUCCACUCGUGGACGCGCGUCCUCGGCGACCGCUCGACGCUGUUCAAGUACCUCUCCCCGAACGUCAUCUUCGUCGCCGCGUCUCCGACGACGUUCGACGUCGCCGGCGCGGGCGACGCCUCCUCGGACGCGUCGCUCGCGUCCUUCGUCCUCGUGCACCUGAUCGACGCCGCGACCGGGCGCGUGCUCUACCGCGUCAAGCACCCGGAGGCGCGCGGACCCGUCCACGCGGUCGUGUGCGAGAACUGGGUCGUGUAUCACUACUACAACACGCGCGGUGGGAGAUUCGCGAUGAGCGUCCUCGAGAUGUUCGACGACGCGGAGCACCGAAAAGGGCUCGCCGUCGGCGAGCUGAUGCGGAGCUCCAUCUUCGCGGGGGGCAACGACACGGAGACGAUCUCGUCGUUCGCGCCGCCGCCGCUUCGAAUCAUGGGUCAGAGUUACUUCGUUCGACCGGCGGCGACGAUGAUGACGAGCACGUACUCGAUGAAAGGGGUCACCGCGCAUCAAGUGCUGAUGGGCACGGCGACGGAUCAGGUUGUGGCGUUGGAUAAAAAGUUUUUGGAUCCGAGGCGUCCGUCGCGGAAGCCCACCGCGGAGGACCGCGAAGAAGGGCUCGUGCCGUACCAGGAGGUGCUGCCGAUCUUCCCGCAGAGUUGGGUCACGACGAGGCAUCAGGUGGCGCGGUUGAGAGGGAUAAAGACCGCGCCCGCGUCGCUGGAGAGCACGGUGUUGUGCGUCGCACACGGGUUGGAUUUUUUUUACACGCGGCUGCACCCGUCGCGGAGCUUCGACACGCUGGACGACGAGUUUUCGUACUUGCUUCUGAUCGCGACGUUGGCCGCGCUCGCGGUCGGCGCGUUCGUGACGCACGGGAUGGCGUACUCGAAGGACCUGAGCCGGAAGUGGAAGUGAUCAUGGCGAGCGGAGUUUUGACAAAAAACGCAGACUAAAAUUCC
Molecule: messenger RNA, 3290 nt
Organism: Micromonas pusilla CCMP1545
Lineage: Eukaryota; Viridiplantae; Chlorophyta; Mamiellophyceae; Mamiellales; Mamiellaceae
Exons: 2
Coding region: 1-3246 (1081 amino acids)
Biological process (GO): protein folding in endoplasmic reticulum
Cellular component (GO): EMC complex
Molecular function (GO): protein binding
Source: RefSeq, a predicted model, not a curated record